CGCAGUCAACUCGAGGGCUUUUAUACACCGGAUAAAUAUAUUAUUAUUAUCAAUAAAACAUCGCACUUUUUUUUUUUAGCAAAGAUAACGUUAGAGACAAUUAUAACUACAAAAAAACUAAAAGCCGUCCGAGUCCUCGCGUGAUUUCACGCUUCCGGAAGUUAAGAGUGGCACGAGAAAGAGAGCUGUCCGUGGUGCUGACACUACUGCUUGUCCUGCUCCAGACUCCCUACCUGUCUGUUUCACAUGUGUGUGUCUGACUUUUACCAGCGGUAUAUUAUCUGAGAAUUUGGCAAGAUGGAUGAAUCUCAAGAGUUGUCCUCCUGUAGCACCAACGGCCAAAACUCCAGCAGCAGCCCUCCUAGCAGUAAACGUGGCAAUGCUCCAGAAUGCAACGGGGUCCCAGAGUGCAGGACCAUGCUGCGGACAUCUGAGUUACACGGACUCCAGCUGCUGAGCGUGCUCCGAUCAUUCAGGGAGCAAGGCUUGAUGUUCGACUUCACCAUUAAGGUCCAGGGACACAGUUUUCCCUGCCAUCGCUGUGUCCUUGCCGCAUGCAGUGAUUUCUUCAGGGCCAUGUUUGAGGUGGAUAUGCGAGAGCGUGAUGAUGGUUCAGUGACUCUGGGUAACCAGUGUCCGUUGGCCGUGACUUCUUUCCUGGACUUCGCCUAUUCUGGAGAGGCACUCAUCACUGAUGGCAAUGUAGACAUGCUGUUUCAGCUUGCCUCUUUUCUGCAGGUGCCAGUCCUGUCCCGAGCGUGCAGCGACUUCCUGAUAGGAACCAUGGAUCUUUGUAAUUGCCUGUCCCUCUUUUCCCUUGCUGAGGGCUACGGCUCGGCCACCCUCCUCCGAAGUGCCAAUGAGUUUGUGGUUCAGAACUAUUCUGACCUUUCCAAAACACAGGACUUUCUGGACAUGCAGUUGAAUGUGUUGGAAGCAUGCCUGAGGUCAGAUGCUCUAAGUGUGCCCAAUGAGGAGGCUGUGGUGAAGUCACUUCUUCGAUGGAUCCGCCACGAUCUCCCAGGAAGACAAAAACUGUUGCCAGGCUUGUUAUCUCUAACAAGACUCCACCAUCUACCCACAUUAAAGGCUCUACCUGAUUCAGACCCGCUCCUCUGUGACAACGAGUCCUGUCUCGCCCUGCUCUCGGAAGCUCAGAGCCGACAGGAUCAGUACAGCGGCCUGCUCACUGAUGCCAGGCCGGCCACCACACAGAGCUACAUCUACAUCCACAAGACGGAGGAGAACGGAGAGAUCCGCCACACCUUCUGCUACUGUCUGGAAACAGAUCAGUGGAAAGAGCUAGGAACAGGGCAUGGAGAGGGGACAGCCACAAUGCCAGACCCCCCGGGAUCCUACCUUACCACCUACGCUGAGAAGAUGUUUGUGACAGGCGGUUGCCGGGGGAACUGUUGCCGGGCAAUACGUCUCCACGUGGCCGAGCCGUUCCACGAUGCCACGGACGAGGUUUGGUGUUUCUGUCCUGUGACCCUAACCUGCACGCCCGCUCCAGCCAUGCUGAAGCCCAGAACCACGCACACAGCUGUAACCUGCCUGGACCGAGUGUAUGUGAUUGGAGGACGGACGAAGGGGUCCAGAGGGGGAGCUCCCAGUCUGCUGGAGGUGGAGUAUUACAACCCUCUGACUCAGACCUGGCGCUCAGUCAGUCCCCUGCCCACUGCAAUCUACUACCCUGAGGCCAGUGCUUGUGGCAGUGUUAUCUAUACUCUGGGAUCAGAGGUGGAGAUCACAGACUCAUUUAACCCCUCACUGGACUGCUUCUUCUGCUACGACGCCCAGAAGGACCAGUGGAGCCGCCUGUUGGCAGAGUUUGGCCAGUUUUUUCAUGCUACACUGGUCAAGGCAGUGUCACUAAACAACACACUGCACCUCUGUGACCUGUCCACUUAUAAGGUCUACAGUUUCUGUCCAGAGACCUGUGUGUGGAAGGGUGAAGGGUCGUUUGAGUGUGCUGGGUUCAAUGCUGGAGCAGUGGGGAUGAGAGACAGAAUCUACAUCCUGGGUGGAGACUACUCACCUGACGAGAUCACUGAUGAAGUUCAGGUGUACUACAGUGGGAGGAGUCAAUGGGAGGAGGUGGCUCCCAUGCCCAGAGCGCUCACUGAGUUCCACUGUCAGCUCAUCAGCUUCAAUAGAUACAGAGACCCAUGGGGUGACACGGCAUGAUACACAGCAAACACACACACUCAUGAACGCAUGUGAGUGGAUGUACAUGCGUGUUACAGGUGUCACUGAUGUAAGCAAGUACCAAUGAGUCUGGACUGACUCUGUGCAUGACGGACAGCUCAAGAGCGAAGUCUUCUACUAACACCACAUCUCUCACAGAUCAUCGUAACACAAGAGCACCUGAGCCAAAUGAUUAAUUUAUUUUUUUAUUUAGAGAUUUGAUCCUUAACUUUGUAUAUGUGUUCAGCACAUGCUUUCAUAGGAUCUUUCUUGUGUCAAUCAAAGUGUGGUCCCUCCCAUGGAGGAACCCUAUUGAGAAAAAGACUAUUUUGGAAAUCCUAUUUUAGUACCUGGAUAUUUUUUCUGCUCAGUAUGUUUUAAAAGGAGAAUUCACCCAAAGAACUCGCAGUGUAUGUAAAUGUAUCCGCUCUCCUACAGCAAUAAUAUAGAAAAGAAGACUUUGUUAUGUAACACUUACAGCCCUCAAAAGGACCUCUCAUAAAGCCUUUUCAACUGAAUGUACUUUAUUUCAUAGUGCAGAUUAGAAUAUAAACAUUAUGUUGUAAUAUUUUUAGAAAAUGGUCCUAUAUAUGUCUCUUAUAUAAUGCAAAUGGGGCUUUUCCAUAUUAUUUUCCUGAUUUUCCCUUUUUAUUUCUUUUUUUUUCUAGCUGUUGGAGUCCUGCUCAUAUAAAUUGCACUAUUUAAAACUCAACUAAAAGAAUCACAAUACUGUGUAAAUUAUCUGGGUGGAUUUUCACUUUAAACUACUUGCCUUCUGCUUCAGACUGUCAUGUAUCCAUGCAUGCCCUGUUUCUCCUCUCAUGAUGUAUACAGCAAUUCUACAUGUGACCACUAGAUAGAUCACCUGAGUAUCUUCAGAAACUGCUUGUUUGAAGGAAAUGUGCAACUUUACCUGUCUAUCAUGAAGAAACCCUCUGCAGCUUCAACAGUAACUUUCAGAAACCUAGGAGGAGACAAAAUUGGGCUUCAUGGUGUAAAUCAUAAAUGCAUAAUAAGUUGGUGUGAUGAAACAGAAAAAGAAUCCAACAAAUGAAAGACUGUUUAAUGGCAAGAAGUGAACAUAAACAUGAUCCUUCGUUAUUUCUGUUGGUGCCUUCUUCUAUGAAUGAAUACAGUAUUGGCUUUUGACACAUUCAUCACUUAGUAAAAACAGAACAAUAGACACAACAGCAUGGUUCAAUGUAUCAAAGGUCAUAUGAAUGACACAUAUUUUUAUUUUAGCCAUCACGUAAAAGGUUUCCACAGUCAAAAAGUAGAGCCUCAAACCCCUGUUUAUUUAUUUUUAUUCUCCCUCCCCAUCUCUACUGUGAGUUCCCCUUCGGCUCUUGCCAGAAAUUAAAGGCCAAAUUAAAAAAAA
Morone saxatilis (striped sea-bass) is the source of this 3565-nucleotide messenger RNA. It is a transcript of the gene kbtbd3, whose product is annotated as kelch repeat and BTB (POZ) domain containing 3. Bases 298 to 2187 code for a protein of 629 amino acids. The record is from RefSeq and is a predicted model, not a curated record. Gene Ontology annotation, molecular function: protein binding. The transcript is spliced from 10 exons. Lineage: Eukaryota; Metazoa; Chordata; Actinopteri; Moronidae.